Messenger RNA from Dinoponera quadriceps, 1233 nucleotides. RefSeq names its product tRNA selenocysteine 1-associated protein 1 (gene Secp43). The transcript has 6 exons. The record is from RefSeq and is a predicted model, not a curated record. NCBI's taxonomy places the organism in Eukaryota, Metazoa, Arthropoda, Insecta, Hymenoptera, Formicidae. Gene Ontology annotation, molecular function: RNA binding. The coding region runs from base 187 to 1074 and encodes 295 amino acids.
GGUCAGCGUGGAGGCUAGUUUUGUGUAAUGGCUAUUGUUGUGUCGUUUAAUUGCAGGAUUAUCGAUAACAUAACCUGUCGUGCGCUGUCAAGGUCUCUUUCUCAAUUUGAGUAGUGUAUUGCUAAAGAGCCUUGCGCACACACAAGUAUAGUUAGAGAUAUAUCGCGUAAUUGUGGAUAAAAUAAAAUGUCCGGCCCGAUGGUGUUGUGUCAACUAUGGAUGGGUGGUCUGGAGCCAUACAUGACUGAAAGCUUCAUCAUGAAUGCGUUUCAUAAGAUGGGUGAGCAACCACAAACUGUCAAGGUAAUGCGCAACAGAUACACCGGCGAGCCCGCUGGAUAUUGUUUUGUGCAUUUCCCAACUGAUGAAAUGGCGCUUGAUGCUAUGCAUAAGUUAAAUGGUAAAGUAAUACCCGGAUCAAAUCCCUCGGUACGAUUCCGUCUGAAUCACGCCAGUACUACGGGGAAACCUGCCGCCGACAGAGAAUUCAGCAUUUGGGUAGGAGAUUUGUCCACCGAUGUAGAUGAUUACUCCUUGUACAGGGCAUUCGCUGCUAAAUACAAUUCCAUUAGGACAGCUAAAGUCAUAUUAGAUAGUUCUGGAUUCAGCAAAGGUUACGGCUUUGUCAGAUUCGCAAACGAGGAGGAACAAAAGAAUAGUUUAAUCACCAUGAAUGGCUACAGAGGACUUGGGACGAAAUCUCUGAAAAUCUGUAAUGCUGUACCUAGACCUUGGAACAAAAUAUCUGGCUCAACACCACCACAAUCAACCUCUGACUAUCCACCAUCGAAUAUGAAUUCAGAAGCAUAUAAUUAUUACGAUACCUCAUCAUACUGGAACAGUUAUAGUGCUUGGCAACAAGGUUACUAUGAAAGUGAACCGACAUCAGACGCUUAUAAUAGCUACGUGUCAGAUCAAAAACCCGAGGAAGAUGAACUAGAAUUAAUUGAGCAUUCAAUUCCUAUCGACAUUGACAAAGCAAACAGGGAAAUAAUUGAACAGGACUACAAUUUGUGGGAUGCUCUGGAAAGUUCCAAGUGGAUUCCAUGUGAUACUAUAGAAUUGUGCUAUUAAUUAUAAUCGUUAACCACCUACAGAAACACUAUGGAAAUUACACGAAUGUUAUCACAUUCUCAUAUUCUGGACUUCUAAUAUCAAAAGUGUCUCAAGGUUAAGAACCACGUGCGCAACAUGAUUUUUAUUUAUAAAAAUAAAUACGUCUAUUUAUCCUGA